CAAAAGUCGAGGGGGCUGCCGCCCUCAAUCUCCCGUAGUAUCGACGCUCGCACCCAAGCCGCGGCCCGACACCUUUACGCUGUAGCCUCGAAAAAUGAGGAAGCCGUUUCUACAUUUUUCGUUGGUAUUCUUUUAAAACAUCGCUGCUGAUAUAGCCGGAGGCAGAUACUCAAAUCGUAAACUACGGUAGUUGGCUUACAGCUUGGAGUUUUUGACAUGGCGCCAGCUGGCACUGUCGUGGGGGACUUGCACACAGAUGCAGGGAUACGGCCAGCUGCUUCCUCUGGUCAUGCCACCGCGCAACACAUCAAAACAAACUUGAACUCUUCCGCAUGGUCGCCAUUAAAGCAUACUUCGUGUAUAAUAAUGUUUUCUGUGGCCAUUGCAGUGUGAUUUCUGAAUGAGGAUAUGUCAGAGGACGAUAUUUAACUCUGUUGGCUAUCAGGAUCUCUGAUGCUGUUGCACUCUCUUUGUGUUAUUAUGUUGUGACGGUUAUUGUGAUACAUUUUUGUUGCUAGUGAUCGUGAACAGUUAAAUAUUUCUGUUUGAAGAUAAUGAAAGUAUGUUGUGUUGUGAUUGCAAUCCUUACUAUUGGCGGCUCUCAUAUGUGAAACUGAUGAGUGUUCUACAGUGUAUGUGUUUCAUCUAAGGCAAUUUUUGAUAGGUGUAUGUGCAAUCUUAUUGACUCCAACUGUUUCAAAACAACACUUCAUCUUUGCCCAUCUUGAAAAUUUUCUGGAGGCACAGCUGUCACAUUCAUUGACCUUGUUUGUUGAAAAUUUUUUUUUUUUAAACUGAACACAGUCAGCCAGCUCAGAGAAUAGUGUAUUCAUCACACUAUUUCUGCACCUUCUCAGUUAUAAAAUGAGGGAGCAAUAAGCUUAACACCAGUUUUUAUACAUACUAGUGGGAGUUGACAUUUUUCUGUAAUUUAUUUUCUUACUUUGUUACCAGAAAAAUAUUGCUGCAAAUGUUGCAGUUAAAUGUCUGGUGAAAGAAAUUGGAGAAAAUGUCCAUUUGAUCAUGAUGUAGUAAUGCAAAAUUCAUUGAAACAGUCAAAAGUGUAGUGUAAUGGAUCUCAUUCAAUAUGCAGAGUACACCCAAAGUACUGCAAGAGUGGUCAGUUCAUGCUGAAGUCACAUUUUCUCAUGGAGCACAAACUCCAACUGCUCAGCUCUCUGGAAGCAAUGUGUCUAUGGACUGUUCAUGGCAAAAACCAACCACUACGAGCAGUGCAUCUACAACUUUGCGUCCUUGCUAUGGAUUUCAGCGUGGAAACAUUUUAUUCACAACUACACCACCACGGUCAUCACAACAUGAUGUUAGCAGACAGUAUAGUGGUGGAUCCCAGUCAGCAAAAGCAUCUCAGCAUCCAUAUGACAGACGCUGUAAAAGCACUUGUAGCAUUGUAUUGGCAAAUCCAGGGGAGAAAUUGCAAUCUUUUCAUUAUCAUUGUGGUGAUCGUGCUUGUUACCAUGCGAGACCACCAUACACGUCAGGGUUCUCCACAAUACCAGAAAAUUGUGAAAUAUGCAACAUUAAUCAGGUGCCAGAUUGUCAUAACAGAAAAAGUAGUACAUUUACUACACAUUUUUGCACAAGAGUACCAGAACGGUCUGCUAAUAAGGAACGUCAAGAUGCUGCUUCACAGACUGACACAGGACAUAAUGUUGUACCUGAAAAUCUUCAAGUUCCAGGCGUGCCACUACAGAAGAAAAAGGCACAAGCAAGCUUAUGGGAGAGUUCACGGAAAUUGGACUUGCUUCGAAAAUCUCUGGAACUGCGAAGACAGGAAUUGCCACCUGACUCUCCAGCAGCAGCACAACUGAAACAUGAACUACAGACAGCACAGGCAGCUUCACCUGUCCCUGUAACUUACACCAGCCUACAACCACUGCGACCAGGCCCUUCUCCAGGACCUAGCCUGAGUCAGCCAAUGUCUCCAGCUUCACCAGCAGCAUCAUUUUCCUCUCCUCCAUCUUUUGGGCGCUGUGCUGCAGUCACUGGAAAACUGGAAGUCAGGUUAAUGGGUUGUCAAGACUUGCUAGAAGAGGUUCCGGGACGUUCUCGUCGAGACAAAGAUUCCAUCUCUGGCCCUGCUGACUUACGUUCCUUCGUAAAAGGGGUUACAGGACGCAGUUCUAGCAAGUCCUAUAGUGUGAAAGAUGAAACAAGUAAUGAAAUCAUGGCAGUCAUUAAACUGGAUAAUCAAACAGUUGCUCAAACCAAUUGGCGGCCUUGUUCACAACAAGCAUGGGAUCAGAGGUUUUCCAUUGAUCUGGAUAAAUCUCGAGAGCUCGAGAUAGGGAUUUAUUGGCGUGAUUGGCGUUCAUUAUGUGCUGUAAAAUUUUUGCGGUUGGAAGAUUUUGUUGAUGACAUUCGUCAUGGAAUGGCUUUGCAGUUGGAGCCACAAGGAUUACUUUUUGCAGAGAUUAAAUUUUUGAAUCCAAUGAUAACGAGGAAACCAAAGCUUCAGCGUCAGCGUAAGAUUUUCAAGCAACAAGCUAAGAAUUUCCCACGUGCAAAUCAGAUGAAUAUCAAUGUAGCAACAUGGGCUCGUUUUCUAAAGCGAUCAGCACCUUCUAUACAGAACAAUCACAUCCGUUCUACAGAAAACCAGUCUUCAGGUGGCGUACAACCUCUUCAACUAUCAUUUGAUUUUCCUGAAGAUAAACCUCAAGCUCCUGGUGAGAGUCCAGAUGUACAGACUGCUGGACUUUCUGGCACUCGGCCAUUGGGACUCGGGGUUGCAGUUUUACCUCCUCUUCCUCCUCUACCUCCUGAUGCUACUCCUAGUCCAAUAUUGCCAUCAACAGUUGCCGGAAAGAGGAAAUCUUCACUGCCUUCAGCUCCACAAACACCACAAACUCCACAGCCACCGCCUCGACUUGAUGUUGAGAGUGCAUUGCGAGAGUUUGACUUCCUGCACGCGGAGGAACGGGACUUAAGCUCUGCAAGUGUGGCAGAGCCUCAGCGCUCUCCCUCGCCCCAACCAGUCAUCCAGUUUCCAGACGAUGAGGUACCCUACGAGCAACCAGAUGUUGUGAGAAGACCAAUGGCACGAACAUUAGAGUACAGAGACAGCGCCUAUGAAUCCCGUCGUCAUUCACAGUUCACUGGAAUGUCUAUAGAAAAUUUCCGCCUCCUUAGUGUACUUGGACGCGGCCACUUUGGGAAGGUUAUCCUGGCACAGUAUCGUAACACAGGAGAAUAUUUUGCAAUCAAAGCUUUGAAAAAAGGUGACAUCAUUGCCAGAGAUGAAGUAGAAUCUCUUCUUUCAGAAAAAAGAAUCUUUGAAGUAGCAAACACAAUACGACAUCCCUUUUUGGUGAACCUUUUUGCUUGCUUUCAAACAGAAGCUCAUGUGUGCUUUGUAAUGGAGUAUGCUGCUGGUGGAGACUUAAUGAUGCAUAUACAUGCGGAUGUUUUCACUGAGCCUCGAGCAGUGUUUUAUGCAGCUUGCGUUGUUCUUGGCCUGCAGUAUCUUCAUGAAAGCAAAAUAAUAUAUAGAGACCUGAAACUGGAUAAUUUAUUGCUGGAUACAGAAGGUUAUGUAAAAAUUGCUGAUUUUGGAUUAUGUAAGGAAGGAAUGGCAUAUGGAGAUCGGACUGGAACAUUUUGUGGUACCCCCGAAUUUCUUGCACCUGAAGUAUUAACGGAGACAUCUUACACUCGUGCUGUGGACUGGUGGGGACUUGGAGUAUUAAUUUUUGAAAUGCUUGUUGGUGAGUCGCCAUUCCCAGGAGAUGAUGAAGAAGAAGUUUUUGAUUCAAUUGUGAAUGAUGAAGUGAGAUAUCCCAGGUUCCUAUCGUUGGAAGCAAUUGCCAUCAUGAGACGUCUUCUCCGCAAAAAUCCAGAAAGGCGAUUGGGCUCAAGUGAAAAAGAUGCAGAGGAUGUCAAAAAACAAGCUUUCUUCCGAAACAUUCAAUGGGAUGAUCUCUUGCUUCGUAGGGUGAAACCUCCAUUCAUACCUACAGUUACUUCAGUAGAGGAUGUAAGCAACUUUGAUGAAGAAUUUACUUCUGAGAAACCUCAGCUCACACCCCCAAAAGAUCCACGGCCUCUAACAGAUGAAGAGCAGAUGCUCUUCAAGGACUUCGCAUAUAUGGCAGACUGGUGCUGAUGUUGUUGUGUACCACAAGUCUUCCUUUGAAAUCCUAUUAUUUCUGUGUGACAAUAACCUGUUUAGUAAUGUGGUGACUCUCACUUGCCAUGUGUGUUGAACCUGGAAGUUAAUAACGAACUUCUUAGUUUUUGCAUAGUAAUGCCUAAACUUGGUCAGAAAUUUUGUGCCAAGUAUAUGUAGCAAUUGUAGUGCAGCUUAGAAUAUUUCUUGUCCCACUUCUGUAACUUACUGCAGAUGUGUGCAGGAUGGAAGAAGUAAUACGAUUGUAAUUCUCCUGUGGAGAAACUGUUGAGAUUUCUUUAUUUGUAAUUAUAAUUUUGUUGUUUACUGCAAGUUAAAAGAAUUGUUUCUGUUUAAUAUAUGAUUAGUUGUGUGUUCAGAUUUUCUUAACAAAUGUGAUAUUUCCAUAUUCAUUAUAAUUUAUUUUAUAAACAUCUGGAAUGCAAGAUCCCUUGAAAAUUAUUUGCCAGCUGCCAACUUGCAUGUCUGUGAAUGUGGAGAGUGCAGACAACAGUUAUAUGGUUGGCAGAUUAUGCCAGUAUACUAGAGAGAGAUAUUUUGUUACCUAUGCUGCCUAAUUAUUCAGAUUAUAUUUUGCAGAAUGAAGAGUGUUCAUAGUCACUGACAUGUAAAUAAUUUGUGUAUAAAAGUAAAGAAUGGAGUUUACUUAAAAAGUAAAUUUAUUGUAAAUACUAUUUACAUAUACUAUAAAUACAAUUUGCAUUUUAUUCAAAAAUGAAAUUUUUUAUAUAAAUUUAUAUCUGUUGAAUAAUAAAAUGUCUGAUUUUCUGUGGUGCUGUUAAGUCAUUUAAACCUGAACUGAGACCAAACAUGUAGUUUUUGUAACUAAACAUUUUGUAAUACAAAGAGAGAAUGUUAUAUUAUCUUUUUAAAAAGUUUUAAAUUUUUACAAUGUGUAAAUGGUCUGAGCAUGUAAUUGGUGGCCUUCUUUCACCACAUAUCUUAUGAAUGUGCCCACUUAGUCUUUUUGGGCACCCUUCUCCACACGAUGGCAGCUGUUGCUCAAAUUAAUGAAUUAUAUAGAAGCAAACACUAUUUUCAGUACUGAAGUUUAUAUGCAUGAGAUAAGAGAAUUACAUCAGUUUGCACUCAUAAAUCAUAAAAUAAUGGCCUGCUUUGUAUAUGUCAGCAAAUGUGUAUAAAUAAAUAUGUGACAAUACAUAA
This is a messenger RNA of Schistocerca piceifrons (Central American locust), 5311 nucleotides long. RefSeq names its product serine/threonine-protein kinase N (gene Pkn). Gene Ontology annotation, biological process: signal transduction; protein phosphorylation. The transcript is spliced from 15 exons. The record is from RefSeq and is a predicted model, not a curated record. Gene Ontology annotation, molecular function: ATP binding; small GTPase binding; protein serine/threonine kinase activity. NCBI's taxonomy places the organism in Eukaryota, Metazoa, Arthropoda, Insecta, Orthoptera, Acrididae. The coding region runs from base 1088 to 4123 and encodes 1011 amino acids.